This is a messenger RNA of Rubroshorea leprosula, 2755 nucleotides long. The record is from the annotation of a GenBank genome assembly. NCBI's taxonomy places the organism in Eukaryota, Viridiplantae, Streptophyta, Magnoliopsida, Malvales, Dipterocarpaceae.
CUAAUACAGAUGGGUUUUUUAUCUCUGAGUUCUUGAAGAAGAUGGGUCUAGCCUCUUCUCAAAAUUACAACUUUUCUGCUCCUGUUUGUUUAUGGCAAGGAGUCUUCUGUGAUGCCCAGAAAGAGCAUGUUACUGGUUUAGUGGCUUCAGGUUUCGGCCUCUCUGGUGCCAUUCCUGAAACCACCAUAGGAAAGCUUACCAAUCUUCAGUCUCUGGAUCUCAGCAGCAACAAAAUCACAGCUUUGCCUUCGGAUUUUUGGAGUUUGGGCUCACUCAAGAGUCUCAAUCUGUCAUGCAAUCAGAUUUCUGGGUCUCUGUCCAGCAACAUUGACAAUUUUGGUUUGCUUGAAACCAUUGAUCUCUCUAGCAACAAUUUCUCGUCGGAAAUUCCUGCAGCUAUGGGCUCCCUAAAUUCAUUGCAGGUUCUUAAACUUGACAGAAAUGGGUUCCAAGGGAGCAUCCCAUUAGGAGUUCUGAACUGCCAAUCAUUGGUUUCACUUGAUCUUUCUUUGAAUCAGUUAUCUGGGUCUUUGCCUGCUGGGUUUGGUGCAGCAUUUCCUAAGCUGAAAAGCUUGAACCUUGCAGCAAAUGAGAUCCAUGACCGCGACACAGACUUUGCAGGAAUGAAAUCUCUUACAACCUUGAACAUCUCUGGGAAUUUGUUCCAAGGUUCAGUGAUAGGUGUCUUCCAGGGGAUGCUGCAGGUGAUGGACCUGAGCAAGAACCAAUUUCAAGGUCAUAUUUCUCAGGUACAAUCCAAUUUCUCCUACAAUUGGUCUCAUUUGGUUUAUCUAGACCUGUCUGAGAAUCUUCUUAGUGGAAAAAUGUUCCAACUUUUGGGUGAAACUCAAAAUCUUAGAUUUCUUGAUCUUGCAUACAAUGGAUUUCCUAGACAGAAAUUUCCACCAAUAGAAAAGCUCACAAGUUUAGAGUAUCUUAAUUUGUCGAAAACUAAUCUGACUGGCCAUAUUCCUGGUAAAAUCUCUGAACUGAGCAAUUUGCAUACUCUCGAUCUUUCUGCCAAUCACCUCGCUGGCCAAAUUCCAUCUUUGAGUCUCAAAAACCUUAAUGUUCUUGAUGUUUCACUCAACAAUCUGAGUGGAGAAAUUCCAGUUUCUCUCUUAGAAAGACUUAAGUGGAUGGAGAGAUUUAAUUUCUCUUGCAACAACUUUACCCUAUGUGCUUCAGGGUUCUCCCCUGAGACCUUCCAAUCAGCCUUCUCUGGUUCCCUAAACAGCUGUCCUAUAGCUGCACAACCUGGACUUUUUAGAAGGAAAACCAACAGACACAAGUCCUUGGCUCUUGCUCUAUCUUUCAGCUUCUCGAUGGUCUGCUUGCUUGCCGGGGUGCUAUUUCUGGCCUUUGGUUGCCGGAGGAGGUCCAGAACUUGGGUGGUAAAGCAAACUUCACUGAGAGAAGAACAAGAUGUUUCAGGUCCAUUUUCAUUCCAAACUGAUUCAACCACAUGGGUAGCUGAUGUGAAGCAAGCAAACUCAGUCCCGGUAGUGAUCUUUGAGAAGCCAUUGUUGAAUAUCACAUUUGCAGACCUCUUGUCUGCUACUUCAAAUUUUGAUCGAGGUACUCUUCUCACAGAAGGGAAAUUUGGUCCUGUUUAUAGAGGAUUCCUGCCUGGUGGAAUUCAUGUAGCAGUUAAAGUUUUAGUCCAUGGAUCAAUAAUGACAGACCAAGAAGCUGCAAGAGAGCUUGAGUAUCUUGGUACGAUAAAACACCAGAAUCUUGUUCCUUUGACUGGAUAUUGUUUGGCUGGGGAUCAAAGGAUUGCUAUCUAUGAUUACAUGGAGAAUGGUAACUUGCAGAACUUGCUACACGACUUGCCACUUAGUGGUCAGACCACUGAGGACUGCAGUACUGAUACAUGGGAAGAAGAUAACAAUGGGAUUCAAAAUGUUGGCUCUGAGGGCUUGUUAACAACUUGGAGAUUUCGGCACAAAAUAGCACUUGGCACAGCAAGAGCACUGGCAUUUUUGCAUCAUGGCUGCUUCCCUUCCAUAAUUCACAAGGAUGUUAAAGCUAGUAAUGUCUAUCUUGACUUAAAUUUGGAGCCAAGGCUAUCUGACUUUGGAUUGGCAAAGAUCUUUGGAAGUGGUUUAAAUGAUGAAACAGCCGAAAGGUCACCCGAAUGGUCACCCGGAUAUAUGCCACCUGAGUUUUCUCAGCCUGAAUGCGACUCUCCAACAGCAAAAUCAGACGUUUAUUGCUUUGGUGUUGUACUGUUUGAGCUAAUAACCGGGAAGAAGCCAGUUGGGGAUGAUUAUGCUGAUGAUAAAGAAGCAAAUUUGGUGAGUUGGGUUAGAGGAUUGAUUAGGAAGAACCAAGGAUCAAGAGCUAUUGAUCCUAGAAUCCGUGACACGGGACCAGCUGACCAAAUGGAAGAAUCCCUGAAGAUUGGUUAUCUCUGCACAGCCGACCUUCCCUCAAAACGACCAAGCAUGCAUCAGAUUGUUGGCCUUCUCAAAGAUAUUGAACCAAAAACUCAGCAAUGAAGAACAAAAUACAAGUUGCUCUCUUCGCCUUUUUCUCCCCUUAAAUUUGUUAUAUGUUACUUUUUUUUCUUUUUAGUGUUAUGAAUCCUUUCGAUGCUAUUAUAGGAAGGAAUGUGCAGCAAGCAGUGGUCAAAUUAUGCUUCCAUUCCAUCAUUCCAUGCACUGUCUUUGCAUCCUUUUCAUAGUUGAUGGCUUCAAAUUUUAAUCAUAUAGCAUGAGUUUGAUCUUUGAAAGAAAGCAUCCUCCUAUUA